Messenger RNA from Colletotrichum fioriniae, 1506 nucleotides. The record is from RefSeq and is a predicted model, not a curated record. Lineage: Eukaryota; Fungi; Ascomycota; Sordariomycetes; Glomerellales; Glomerellaceae.
AUGGACCUGAGCACAUUUCCCUACUUCUUGUCUCUCCCGUUUGAGAUCCGGCGAGAAAUCUACUGGCUUGCCACCCCACCACGUAUUGUGAACGUUGAGGAAAAGACGGUUAUCGACUUUGACGAGUUCAAGGAGAUCCUGAGUACACACCCAGUCCAGCUCCAUAUCCACCCUGAUAUCGGGUUCUUCAGCAUCAACUGGGCUGCUGAGAUCCAACAGCAUAUAAGAGAUGGACGUAGCCUCCGCCAAACGACCCUAGAGGAGCACGGCUUCACCGGCAGCAAACCGAUCCCACAACCCUGGACUCCGUCCGCUCAAUGUCCAGAAAUACCCCUCGCAUGGCUAGCCAACGACCCAAAGGUCGCGUGGGAGCUCAUGAGGGAGGGCUACUUAUACAGCAAGGCUCCGAUACCACCGCUACUGCACACUUGCGCCGAGUCUCGCAGUGUGCUCAUGCGGGGCGGCUACCGCCUGGCCUUUGCGACGCGGACGGCCGAGCCACGAACAUGGUUCCACUUUGAUAGGGAUACUCUCUUCCUCUCACAGGUCGCCUACGAGGAAGAAGAACGUCUCGAGUUGCUGAGCGGGGGCCUGUGGGACGUGGGCCAGUUCACGGCGGCGGAUCUGCAACGGGUGCGCAGGCUCGCGCUGGAGGGUUCGGCGUCUGUGCUGUACGACAUGGACAUGGCGGCGCCGUGGCAGGUCGUACCGGCGACCGCGUCGGUAGUCGUCUCUCUGCUGCUGAGGCUGUUGGGAUCUGUGGAGGAGCUCUGGUUUGUGGAGUGGACGCGGCGUGAUGUGGAGAAUUGGAGCAUGUUUGAACGCUGCUUUCCGUCGCCGGCGGUGGAGGAGAGCGCUGUUGAUGUGGCAAGGAGAAGUAGUGAUUUUGUGGCGGUAGAUGUUGAGCUUGUUGAUGUAGGCGGGCAGAGUUGUUGGUGUGACGGUGCGUUCGGGAGUGGGUUUCUUCGGUCCGGGUUCGGGGCAUUGAAUUUUGCGAAACUUAUGGAGGACCGCCAAGAAUCUGGGGCCGGAGGCGGGGCCGAAUCGGGGGCUGCAUCCUAUCAUGGGUAUCUGGGACGGCUUCGACAGGUCUAUCUCGAGCAUCAGAUGGUUGCGAUGCUUGCCAAGGAGAAGGACCGUGUUGAGAUGCGGAUGACAGACGAUGGCCCUAACGUGGGAUGUUGGAAGAUCCCAGAGACAAAGCUGGUUCACGUCCUGCCGCGAAACAUGAUCCAGUAUCUAUACGAGGAACGCCGGAGGGUCGCGGCGGGGUUGAAAGCAUUGCAGAAGGAAUGGGCUCACAUGAAGAAACAGCAGCUUCACCACCUGGCCGUAUGUGGUGAAGCUCUACGCGUAGACUCUGCCCUUUCCGAAAGGCAAGCGUUCGAAGACAAACACUGGCCUUCGAAUGACUGUAGGCACGAGGAUUGUCAAGGAACGUGUUAUUUCAUUCAUAUGGAGAAUAAUCUCAAGAAGUGGUGGGUACAGCAUGGGCCAAGUCUAUGA